AUGCAACCUUCGGAUCAAUUGUCUGGUGUGGGCAAUCACAUCGCAACUGAGGUCUCGCCCGGGUGGAAAUCGUUAUUUAGCUUCACCGGCCGAAAGCAUGUGCCAUCUCUGAUCGUUGGAGCUGUUCUAGCUCUGCUUGCAGGAUCAGUUACACCCGUUCUUGCGAUUUUUCUGGGAAAUAUUUUCGACUCCUUCACAAAUUUCGGUGCCGGAGAAAUUACUUUUGAGGUUCUUCACAACAAAAUCGUAGCGAGCUGCUUUGGAAUGUUGGGUCUUGGUGCCGCUGGAUGGGUACUGAACAGCGCCUACUUUGCGAUGUUUAUCGCCUUUGGCGAAUUGCAAGCUUCCAGUGUCCGAAGCAGGCUUUUUGCCGAGCUCAUUCAACGAGACGUUGAAUGGUUUGAAGCCCGAAAUGAGGGUUUGGGAGCUCUGCUUUCUGGGAUACAAGCCCAUAUCCACGAUCUUCAAACCGCGACAUCUCAGCCUCUUGGACUUCUUUUGCAGUACUUCUGUCGGUCUUUGGCGUCCUUGGGACUAGGACUCUAUACGUCUUGGAGCUUGUCCUUGGUCACGCUAGCUGGAAUACCAAUAUUCUCGACCAUCAUUGCUUGCCUUUCGACAAGGAUGAAGUCCAGCAUCGAGGCGCAACAGAAGGAAAUCACACUAGCGUCAAAGGUCGCGAGUAAUGCGAUCAACUCAAUUGAUGCGGUCAAAUGUCUGAAUGGACAAAACAUCGAAUCACGGGGUUUCUCUGCGCGGGUCGACGCAUCCGCGACUCAUUACCGUCGGCAGGCGAGACUAAACUCCUUGCAAAUAUCUUUUGUUCGAUGGAUGGUAUUUGGAAUGUUCGUUCAGGGAUUUUGGUUCGGCAGUUCUCUUGCGAGAGCAGGCAAGAUGACAUCGGGUGAAGUCUUGAGGACGUUCUGGGCUUGCUUAACUGCAGCACAGUCAAUUGAACAAGUGCUACCUCAAAUGAUCGUGUUGGAAAAGGGGAAAGUCGCAGGUGCUGUCCUCACAUCGAUACUGCGCCGGCAAUCAUGUCACACAUCUGCGACUGAAGCUAAGGGUACACUUUAUCCGGAGCAUUGCGAAGGUGACAUCGAAGUGAACAAUGUGUCAUUCGCAUAUCCAAGCCAACCAGACCGCGUUGUCCUCGAGGAGUCCACUUUUUUCUUUCCUGCAGGAGAGACAACUUUCGUCAUUGGCAAGAGUGGCUCUGGAAAAACGACACUUGGUCAAAUAUUAAUGCGAUUUUAUCCAUGUCGAUCCGGCGGGAUUCUGAUUGACGGCAACCCGAUUGACAAACUUGACAUCAAUUGGGUCCGCAACAAUAUCACAUUGGUUGAGCAGCGCAGCGUUCUUUUCAACGACUCUGUUUUGAAAAACAUUGCCUUUGGUCGGCAUGGGCACGAGUCUGUUUUGCUUGACGAUGUGCAAAGCUCUAUUGAAGUCGCAAUGCUCCAAAGUGUGCUGGACGUGCUGCCCAAAGGCCUUGAUACCUGCGUUGGUCCUGGCGGAGGUCAUUUGAGUGGUGGACAGAGACAAAGAGUCGCAAUAGCCAGAGCCAGAUUGCGCGAUACCCCGAUUCUCAUCAUGGACGAACCUACCAGUGCGUUGGAUCCGGAAAAUCGGUUGGCUGUGAUGAAAGCGAUCAGGAAAUGGCGGAGAGGGAAAACCACCAUAAUCAUUACCCACGACAUGUCCCAAAUCAACCAGCAGGGCUUCGUUUACAUUCUUGAAAAUGGGCGUAUUCUUCAGAGUGGCUACCGAGCCGCAAUUGAGAAGCAGCCUGAAUAUGAGAGAUACUUUCACAAUACGCCGAGAGAAAACUCAGACACAGUGACGAGAACAGAUCAGACGUCGAGCGAACAGUACUGUGGACAUUUUGAGAAGAGACUGGCUCGGUGCAGCAUGGGAGACCAUUCGAUCUCACCUCAGCCGGUACGCCGAAACUCCAGGACGUCUGGACCCCAGGCGCACUAUCGGUCAAGGUCAUCGUUCUCCAACAUCUACGACUAUGCUCCGGGAAGGGAAGAACGGCGCUCAAUUGACAGUACAAUGCUAGGCAUAACCUGUGAUAUCAGCAAACGCGGGUCCACGCUGGGGAUGCCGAGAAAGGAUUUUUCACCCAUGCGGCCGAGCUCGUGCUAUUCAAGGCCAAUGGAGGAGUUGGAAAUGACUUCACUAGAGCAUGGUGAUAACCCAUAUCAGGCGAGCCCUACAAUUACUUCUUCCAUUGCUACGGAUGUUGGAAUUCGAGAAAUCGAAAUCUCAAAGGCCAAAGUGACGAAGAACGAGUCUGAGGCUUCUCUCUACCACAUUAUGAGAAGUGUCUUACCUGCUCUGACGUCGAAUGAGAGGCUGGUCCUGUCACUUGGGCUUGUCUCGGCGCUAGCUCAUGCGAGUGCAACUCCCGUCUUUUCCUACUGCCUUUCGCAACUGUUCAGUACCUUCUAUGCUGGAACCAAUAGUGCCAGGCUUACGAUGGUCUGGUCACUAGCUGUAUUGGGAGUCUCUAUCGGCGACGGUCUAGCCUCAUUUUUCAUGCAUUACUUUUUGGAGUCUUGCGGGGAGGCUUGGAUGAAUACACUACGAAAGCGGGCCUUUGAGCGAAUACUCGAUCAGCCUCGGGCUUGGUUUGAGCUGGAAGGCCAUAGUCCCUUCAGGCUCACAGCUUACCUUGAUCAAAACGGUGAAGACAUGCGAAAUUUACUUGGCCGUUUCGCUGGUUUUGUGAUUGUGGCAAUUUCAAUCACGGUUAUGGCCAUUAUCUGGAGUUUUAUUGUCUGUUGGAAGCUCACGCUAGUAGCUCUCGCAUGUGGGCCUCUCAUCUACGUGAUCACUCGGGGAUUUGAAGGGGUCAGCGCUUUGUGGGAACAUCGGUGUAGAGAAGCAAACGCCGUCACUACUGAUAUCUUCAUGGAGACAUUCUCGGAGAUUCGAACGGUCAGAACCCUGACGUUGGAGGGUUAUUUCCAUAAUAAACAUGCCAAGGCGAUAACAAAGUGCCUUGGAAUUGGUUUGAAACGCGCUUGCUACACGGGCUUGCUCUUUGGUCUGCUGGAGUCGACAGUCAUGUUUGCAAGCGCCUUGUUUUUCUACUAUGGAGCUGUGCUUGUGGGAGCAGAAUUCACUGUAAACGAUGUGAUGGUGGUGUUCUCUCUUCUCCUUUUCAGCAUAGGGUAUGCUGCCCAGAUCUUGUCGUGGAUCCCUCAAAUUAGCACAUCUCGUGAAGUCGCAAUAAAACUUCUUCAUCUUGCGAAUCUUCCCCGCGGAAAAUCACACGAGCAUCGAGGACACCUGAAAUCCACCUGUCUAACUCCCAUUCAAUUUACCAACUUGGACUUUAGAUAUCCGUCAAGACCCGAUGCUAGAGUACUCAAGAACGUUUCGUUCUCUGUCAGUUCGAACUCAUGCACCACUAUUGUUGGUCGAUCUGGCUCUGGAAAAUCCACUAUUGCCUCCAUUUUGCUCGCUCUGUACGAAGCGCCAGUAUCCAGAGACGGCCGACCUACUGUGAAACUUGGCAGUCAUGACAUUUGUCAGCUGCAUACACCAACACUGAGAUCCCACAUCUCGUUGGUGUCGCAACAGCCCAUUAUCUUCCCCGGCACUAUCUACAACAACAUCAGUUACGGGCUCGCGGAUCAAGCCUCCAUUCAUAGCGUGCGCAUGGCCGCCAAGGCAGCGGGGAUUGAUGAUUUCAUCACAUCACUACCUAAUGGAUACUUCACUAUGAUCGGCGAUGGCGGCGUGGGUCUAUCGGGUGGGCAGAGGCAGCGUCUGGUGAUUGCUCGUGCGUUGCUCCGAGAACCGCAAGUUUUGGUCCUGGAUGAGGCCACUUCGAGUCUUGAUCCUGCUGGGGCUGAGGUUGUUCGUCAGACGGUGCAAAGGCUUGUGGCAACCUGUGAUCAUCUUACUGUGAUUAUCAUCACUCACGCGAAAGAGAUGAUUGAGAUUGCGGAUCAUGUUGUGGUUCUGGACGAGGGAGUGGUGGUCGAAAAUGGCUCGUAUCAGGAGCUUUCCAGAAAAAGAGACGGGAAACUAUACAGUUUGAUGAAUGAUCCCGAGCGGGCUUAG
Penicillium oxalicum is the source of this 4080-nucleotide messenger RNA. RefSeq names its product ABC transporter B family protein. Gene Ontology annotation, cellular component: membrane. The transcript is spliced from 5 exons. The record is from RefSeq and is a predicted model, not a curated record. Gene Ontology annotation, molecular function: ATP binding; ATP hydrolysis activity; ABC-type oligopeptide transporter activity. Bases 1 to 4080 code for a protein of 1359 amino acids. Lineage: Eukaryota; Fungi; Ascomycota; Eurotiomycetes; Eurotiales; Aspergillaceae. Gene Ontology annotation, biological process: transmembrane transport.